GACAUGAUUUUCCCAAUUAUUCUACGACUACUACUCAUUCAAACCAUGGACCUACUUCAUACGCAUAACAUUAAGAGCAGUUCAUUUUGGUUCCAGAGCCGCUGUUGUAAAGGACAUGGCUGAAACAACGGAUCAUAAGGGGAAGGGUAUUGAACUGCCUGUUGCAAUGGAUUCAGGUCGAGGCUCUGAAGACGGUAAACGGGUCUACUCAUGUCGCAGCGCCCUGUCUAAGAAACUCCUUCCUUUCCUCAUCAAUGAAGAGCUUACUGACAUCCACAUCAAGGUAGGCGGGAGGAAAUUCGCUGCUCAUCGAGUCGUGUUGGGUUCCUGGAGCGAUGAACUGGGAAACCUUCUUGAGACUGCUUCCUCUGAUAACAUCAUAGAGCUCGCUUCGAGUGCCACUGACAAGGAGAUCGAAGUCUUUGAGAUGGUCUUAAAGUUCCUCUACACAGGAGAGGUGAGUUUCUCAUCGACUAACGUGAGAAUGGUCAUGAGUCUGGCCAAACAACUAGGACUCAAGAAGUUGAGUGAGAUGGCCCAGGAGUGGGUAGGAGAAAUGAUCAAUCAAGGGAGCAUGGUCGGGGCCAUUACAUGGUUGAGGGAUGCGGCAGAAUGCGAAUACCUUUCUGUGAAGAACGAUUGCCUGCGUACACUCUCUCUGUAUUUCCAGUACAUCCCGGAGUCAUCAUGGUUAGGGCUUACCUUCGAAGAGCUUUGUAGUAUCCUAGACAGGGACGAUCUUGUUGCAGAUAACGAAUUAGAAAUAAUCGCACGAGUCGAUGACUGGCUAAAGGGCAAAGGCAGCAUAGAAGGCAAUAAGGAUCUUUAUCUAAAAAUAGUGCCUAAAAUAAGAUUUUCUUUCGUUCAAGUAUCCGAGCUUUCGAACAUCCAAGAGACGUCAGCUAUCGUGAAAUUCGCAUCUGAAUACUGCCCUGCGACAUUGUCCGAGUCAUACAAGUACAGAGCCCUUUCAUACGAAGCUGGAGUGCGCGGCCAGUACGACCCCAGGAGUAAUACUGACAAUCCUCGAGCGGGUUAUGAUUCCCUCAAGAAACCCGACCUUCAACCACGACUCUAUCUAAAUUUCAUGCCACCGGGUCUUACUACCCGCCAGUAUGGAAGAUCGCAGCGUCAAAAUGAAGGCUUUAGAGAAGUCAGCUUUGAUCAAUACAGAACAGAGAUGACGUGCGCGGUCAGAGACGAAACCGGAGCUUGGUCACUGGAUUCUGAAUCCCGUUACUUCAAGUUCGUGCUCAAAAUAGAAUCUACCAAGAUCGGAGACUCUGAAGCAUGGGCCGUAAAAUACGAAAUCGAUUCACUUGAUUCGCCACGAUCUGAUUCAACAUACCGAAUGGUUAUUGUGACAAGGCCUCAUGACAAAGACUCUGACUUCUACCUUCCCGAAAACCCCAUAGUAAUGACAAAGGAAGGCUCCUUGAACAAGUCAAGGACGCACAGUCCUUCUUCUACAUUCAGCGUUACCACUCCUCCUGUCUUUGCUGGUAGGAAGCCGAGAAGAGUAGAAGUUGCCGCUAUUGUAUACAUGAUAAGAUGAAGAGAGACUAGACACUGGGGUAGGCUACAUCCUGGAUAGUGCACAUCACCUUCGAUACGUAAUAUAUUUGCAAAUAAUCGUUAAUCCUGAGACUGAAGUUUUAAGGGGGUUAUCUUUAUUUC
Messenger RNA from Lytechinus variegatus (green sea urchin), 1677 nucleotides. RefSeq names its product kelch-like protein 1. The transcript has 2 exons. NCBI's taxonomy places the organism in Eukaryota, Metazoa, Echinodermata, Echinoidea, Temnopleuroida, Toxopneustidae. Bases 116 to 1555 code for a protein of 479 amino acids. Gene Ontology annotation, molecular function: protein binding. The record is from RefSeq and is a predicted model, not a curated record.